Molecule: messenger RNA, 8050 nt
Organism: Cryptococcus deneoformans JEC21
Lineage: Eukaryota; Fungi; Basidiomycota; Tremellomycetes; Tremellales; Cryptococcaceae
Exons: 12
Coding region: 1538-5650 (1370 amino acids)
Biological process (GO): piecemeal microautophagy of the nucleus; autophagosome assembly; positive regulation of protein phosphorylation
Cellular component (GO): extrinsic component of membrane; Atg1/ULK1 kinase complex; phagophore assembly site membrane
Molecular function (GO): molecular adaptor activity; protein kinase binding
Source: RefSeq, a predicted model, not a curated record
ACAGAGUAUCGUAGUUUAGGAUUAUUCCUCGAAUAGAGCUGUUCGCUGGUCUUACAUCAUUAUAAUUACCAUUACUCCAUGCUUUGCAGUUAUUUAACAGGGCCAAGAACAUGACCGGCGAGUAUUACGAUUCUCUGUAAUAGCAUUAAACCACGUUCAUCGCGGCUUCUAAAUUGUUAAUACCGUUUAAGAUGUCUCGUAUCACUGCCAAAUGAGACUCGCAAUAACAAUGAGUUGAGUACAAAUUUAUUGAUACAUUAUGGUGACAUCUCAGAAGGCCGCGAGAUUUCAUUCUCCAGUCCAGUCUCUUCAAGUUCGACCCCAAACGAUCUUUCCCCGCCGAUUGCCCCGUCAGCAUCUCUCCAGGUCCUACCAAGGACCCUGAUUGGAUGUAUUUCUCCAGCAGCAAUCCCUCCUAUGUCACCAAUUCCCCAUGGACCCGGAACAGGGAAAGGAAAAGCGUCAGAACCGAAACUAAAGCGCGAGUCGAGCCCGUUAGCAGAGGAACCCUCGCCAGGCGUAGAGAAGAAAGGUCUCGAUGGAGAAUAUUGCCAUGACGUAGUGGUGAGAUAGUGUUUGAUGAGGGAUUUGAAAUCUGAAGAAUGCAGAUGUGGGUCUUUUGGAGCUUUUAUCAGUAAACGAAAUUGCCCCAAAACACGGUGACUUACGGUGCCGGUGAUCUUUUCCUAUGGGUGGAUCCCACUUCAAGGCCGUUGCUUCCACCUCGUUCAUUUCCAAAACACCUGCAAGUUCGUCCAGCCGCUUGGCGAAUGCUUCCGGAUCUGCAUCAGGGUCAUAGAGAUCGGACGAUCCAUCGGACGCAUCGUCGUACGAUUCUUCCACCUCUCCGUCAGCUUCCUCCACAGGGAUACCGGCCAUUUCAGCCUCUCUAUCCAGCGUAGCCUCAUAUCCAUGCUCAAAUGAGGGUCCGUCACCGUUGUCGGCGAUACCAGAUAAAUCUUCAUCACCUUGAAUGACACUUGCGUUUUGAUAGCUGUAGCCCGAGCCAUCAGGAUCAUAGUCGACGCUCACGGGAGACGAAAAUCUCGGAUCGUGGUGUCUAAAACGUAACGAAUUGGUGUGAGCAUUGUUGGAAGCGUUGUGAGAGUUAGCUGUGGACGGGGUGCGGAAAAGGGGGCGUGGGUUUGAUGGACCUGGAAGGGAGAAGAGAGAGUCGCCUUCGUCAAAGAUAUCGUCCGCUGUUCUGUCCAUUGGAAUGGAAGAGAAUUAAUUGAUGGGAGUGCAGUAAGAGUUGAAGAAUCGUGUACACGAAACAAUGGGCUAAGAGUCGGUUGGUACAGUGAAUCGAUAUCGGUGGUUAUUGCAUUUGUAGGGGCCCUUCGUACGUAACAGCAGUCCAGUACAGAAAUCAAAACAACAGGAGGGCGUUAUUUAAGUACGUUAGGGGAGAUUUGUACGUUAUCUAAACUUUAAUAAGCAGAGAGUACGGGGCCCCAGGUAGGUUGGGUGGCGGCUUUGUUAUAAGGCAAGAGCCCGGCAUUCUAUCUCGAACAGCAACCCGCCAGAAACCCCAAGCAUGGAUAUAUAUCAAGCAUCAGACGGUGGCCUAUACAGGCUAGAUGCCUAUCUUGACUCCUACGAUGACAUCGACGCUGUAUACCAAGACGUAUCUGCUGCGACAGGCAUAGCCGAUCACAAUGUCUUACUCUUUCUGGAAGAUGGCAGAGAGCUGAAGAGUGAUGUCCUGUUCGACAUCAAAAAUCAGGCUGGACCCAGCUAUAAUACUGGUCCGCCGAUUAAGGUGUAUAUGUAUAACAGAGAGACUUUUUGGACAGAUGUAGAGACAUGGGCGGUGCAGAUGCAAGAGGAUGUGCAGCUGCCCCCUCCUUUGGACCUGUCCAGCUUCAAUGGGAUUCAACACCCUUUUCUUGUAGCUCACGACCAUCUGUCGCACCUGAAAUCUCUAUCCGAUACCCAGUCUAAAGCACUGCAGAUCGCUUAUGCCAACUUGUCGCAGCACCUCCAACCGCUCGUGGACGAAUUUCAGUCAUUCGCCUCUAGAGUGGAGGCAAGCUUCAAAACAGAAGAAGAACUGAUAAAGAGUUCAAAAUUAGAUAUGGCCCUGUUACCAAAGCUUGUGAUCAAUCCAGCGCUUUUGAAGAAAAAGGAUGACGAGGGAAAGGUCAGGACGAUGGGUGACUAUGUGAAUGCGAAAAAGAUGGAGCAAGUAAGGGAGAGUUGUCGAGUUCUACAUGUGGAAAAUGUCGAUCGGUUUAAUUCGCUUGCUGCUAGUUUGGAUGGUCUUGUCUCGCAAUCCGAAGCUGAAACGGCGGCAUUUAACGACAGAUCGGCCGAAAUUGAAAAUGAGUUCGCAGAGGGGCUAGCUAGACUAGAGGUGGCACUCGGACAACUAUCACAGCUCUCGGGAAGUGGUACAGCCGAUGUUCACCAAGAUUUCGUGGAACUCGAUCAAGCCAUGCGGGAUGACCUUGUCGCGCUAACAGCAGUCAAGAACGAGUUCACAUUCGACAUUCAUCUCCAUCUUCGCCAAGUUGCCCAUUUCCAAUCCCAGAUUCACGAACUCAUUGAACCCCUCCGCAAGUUCGACGCUGAUCUUCUGGCCUCCAAGGAUCGGUCAGCCUUCCCCCACCUCUACCGUUUACACCAAAUCCCCUUUGCGUACGCCGCUGCCGUUUCGGAAGUCGUGCGACGUAGAGAUUUUGGGCAGAUGUUGACAGAAUGGACCAAGAGGCUGAGAGGGACACUGAAUACUUUUACGCAGGUGGAGGCGAAACGCAGAGAACAGGUAAACAAGGAGUCACUGUCUCAGCUGCCGUUCAGCGUGCCUGUGUUAAGUGAAACACAGGGGCCAAAAAUAGAAGUAACAUUAGUUACGGGUGUAGAAGGGUUAGGCAAUAAGGCCUUCGGAUAUGAGGAAGUCGAGAAACUGGCAUCGUGGCUAGAGCAAAUGAGGAACGAUCCUGAGGUCAUCGCGAACAUGGAAGAAGGGGAUGCAGAGAGACUCCAGGCGAUGCAAACUAGCAUCGAAGGACUCAUUAUGAAGUUCGAUACUACUGCCGAUGAGCUUGACAGGAUGGUGGAGCAAGGAGUGUUUCAACCUAAGAGUCAAUCUCGUUCUGCAAGCAGCUCUCGCGCAAUGCUGCACCUAUCCUCUCAACUGCGUGCUGUAAAUAAAGACAAGACUGUAUACGAAAAGCGCCUUCAAGAGCUCGAAGAGUCACAUCAAAAUCAUCUUAAGCAGUUAACUGAGCAGCAUGAAAAGCGUGAACAGGCCCUCCAAAUGCGGCAAGGCGAACUUCAAGAGGAACUCGCCCGUCUGCGCACUGAUUUAAGCGACGAGAUGUUGGCCAGGCAAGCGCUUUCGGCUGAGCUAGAAGAAAAGACCAGAGAGCAAGAGGAUCAAAAGGACCAAAUGGAUAUGUUGGCUGGAUUACAAGCCGAACUCACACAAGAAAAGGAUCGGGCGACGGAUCUUGGAGUGAGGUUACAGGAAGCUCUAAUGGAUGUCGACGGCCUGAAGAUUGCGGAGCAAACAUUGAUCACUCAAUUGCAGGAGCUUCAGGAGGAACGUAAAAAGGCCUUGGAGGGUGAGAAGGAGGCGCAGGCGAUGGUGAAGAAUCUCGAAUCACAAUUGGCAGGCAUAAAAGCUGAGCUGGAGGCAGUGACGGGUCAAUUGACCCAAGCCCAAGAGGAUAGAGAGGCGGCGCUCAGGAAUCAAUCAGCAGAAGCUGACAAGCUCAUGCGUGAUCGAAUCGCGGAAGCUGAUGGUGACCGGGCAGUUCUCGAACAUCAGCACCUCACUCUCACUAGAGAGCUUGACAAUCUCAAACUUGAAACGGAGAAAAAAUUAUCGGCUGCACAGAAUACAGCUAUUCGCCAAGUGGAUGGGCUGAAGGCUGAGCUAUCUCUCACGAAAGCACAAAUGAGAGAAUUGCAGCGCAAGGAAUUGACGUUGACCGAUGAGUUGGCAGUCGUUAGAGAUACCAUGAGAGUGUUAAGCCAAGAGAAGGGGCAUGGGGCAGAACAUGCACGGGAGGCUGUUAGCUUGGUAACAAGAUACUAUGAAGCGUGUCAGAGGCUGUUGCAUGCGAUCAACACCUCUACCACCAUAUCCGGCUCGGCAGCGCAGCCUCGGUCCCACUCUCCCCAGCCUCUCAACCAACCUCCAUCCAAACCGCAAAUCAGCCCUCCGUCGAACCAAGCUGCAUCCACUUCGCUUUCGACAUCAAGCAAAGACGAAAUGCGCGAAAGCGUGAGCUUGGUCGCCGCUCAAGGUUUUGACCUUGUAGAAUUCACUGAAGCUGUCACAAAGACGAUCGGCUUAGUGAAAAAGUGGUCGAAAAGCUGCAGACAGUAUAGGGAUCAGGCGAGAAAUAAGAUUUCGUUCACGAAUUUUGCAAAAGGAGAUUUAGCAUUGUUUUUGCCCACAAGAAAUACAGCUUCCAGAUCUUGGGCGGCAUUUAAUAUCUCGGCACCUCAUAACUUCCUGAGAGUUGACGACAUACUGCAGGAGCAACUCAAGAGCCGUGAAUGGAUUAUUGCUCGAAUCGUCAAGACCGACGAGGCUGUGGCUAGCGGCGGCGAGUCCCUAGAGACGAAUCCCUUCGGCCUUGCUGAUGGCCUUCGUUACUGUGUUCAUACUGUGGAGGAAUAUAACAUCGGCACUUCUCGCCCUUAUCGCCGCAACGUGUCGUCAAGUUUCACCGACAGUCAGAUUAUACCUUCUUCUCGCCGCUCGCGAUCGAGCGGGGGGGGGAAUGCUUUCAAGAAUGCGGGUAUGACAUCGAUCAGAGAUGGACCAGGGCAAGCUGAGAUGCAGGGUGAAUAUUUUCCGCCGAUGAGGGAGAUGGGAGAAGAUGUUUCGAUAUCAGAGACAACAGAGCAAAAGGUGGGAAGCGUAGGCGAUGGCCAAAAUAAUAGCCAAGACCCUUCGUCAACAGCGGGCAGCCUUCAGCCUUCCUUAGAGUCAUCCCCUGUCAAAGCUGUUCCCUCACUACCCUGGCCUUCUCUACCUUCUUCUAAUGUCGGCCAAGAGGGCAGGAUGCCUAUUUCGUCCGAUCAUAUUUCCAAAACCAUAACACCGCCCCCUUCUGCCGUUACGUCCCAGAUUCAGUCACUUGGUCGCAUAUCCAGCCGAUCCCUAAAAGACAGCUCAUCCACUCUUGGUCACCCGACAUCUUCACCGUCGCGCGGAGAGUAUCCAUCGUCCUUGAAUCCUGCGAACUUCACCGCAAGGCCGCCAUCUGUGGCGUCGAGCAACUCAUCUUAUCCCAGGGGCAUAGGACUUGGUCCGGGACCAGGCGGGAAGGCGACGCCUGCACCGGCAAUGACUGUAACGACAUCGCAUGAUAAAGGAGGUGAGGCCUUACUUGAUGGCACACAAUCCCCCUCUCGUAUGACGAGCCCAGCCUCCGAAGCACCUUCAUCUCCUGAAAAAGGAAAGAAGACUCAUAAUCCAAGAGCUAGUCCGUCGAACUUCAAUGCCCUCGGUACGACUCCUGGAGACACGCCAGGCGGAAAUCCUGCUAUACUUUCGGGUUUGGCGACCCUGGGCAAAAGAAGAGAGUCAAAGUCAAGUAUCCAGUCGGACGGGAAAGUCAGUGCGAUCGAUAUUUUGAGGAAAAUAGAUAAAAGUUCAGGAAGUAAUUUGAAAGACGGAGAUAUGUAGUUGGAGUACUAUUGCGACUGGAACGUGAAAACGCAAUGAGAUACAAACAAUCACUAUAUGACAAAUUGCAUAUGUGUACGUGUUUGCUUGCCAGCAUAGUUUUUGAAUCCAUGUCCCAUCUGUUCACAACGAUACUAGUCGUUAUCUACAGAAUCCCCUCUUUCUAGCUCUCUUCCUGGCUUAAACGUCUACGGCAUCUAGAACAUCUGUCCUUUCUUCCUCAUCACUUCCAACAUGAUCCGGGCCAUGGGAAAGCGGCAAGAGGUUCCCUUCAUCAUCCUCAUAAUGCACACCUAUAACAUCUUCUUCCUCUACCCACUCGGGAUCGUCAUAAAUGAUCCUUUCGUCAUCUGGUAGCAUGUCCUCCCUAUCCACUUCAAUGUAGCCUUCUAAUCCGGGUGGCCUGGAGGGCGCGGUUCUAACAAACUCCACCUUAUCUUCUUCUACCUUAUCGGGCCGAGUAGGGUCUGCAGAAGUCUUGAAGAAAUCAGGAUUAAUGUUAUCUUCCUCAUACGCUGCUUUCAAUUCAUCAAGUGUUGAACCGAAGAGAAUGGCGAGUAAAAGUUGAAGAAUAUACUGUCAAUUGAUACCGUCAAUGAGUGUUCUCAGUGUGUGCAAAAGCAGGUAGGGCUCACAAAAGCAUCGUUGCCGGCAUUACCGACAAAAGUUGGUUUUCUACGUUCAUCACUAUUGCCGAACACAACCAGCGCAGCGUGUUGAAGACUCUUCUUCGAGCGUCCUGCGAUGACUAGAGGAUGAGGAUUGGACGGAGAAGGCGGCAGGUAGGAAGAUUCUACCCCCUCAAUAGCACCAAAGAGAGUUGCGGUGUUCUAAUACAGGCAUGGUUAUUAGAAACGAACGAUACAAAGGCAGAAUAUUAACUAUGAUACGUACAACCAUGUAGACUGCGUUGGAGGCAUUGGGAUCCUCAUCAGGUAAAAUCUCCUGGGUAUCCGGAUGGAGAUCAGGAUCGGCGGUAGUAAUGUCUAAGCCUACAUCACAAAAAUCAUGUUCUUCACCUUUGGGAGUAUGUGUGACUAUGACUGUGUAAUAUCAGCUAUGUGGUACCUUAUAUUGACCACCGAAAAAACAGAAAGCAUACAGAUGGGCCCCUUUCCACCCUUUUUCCAGAUAUCUUGAAGUUUUGCCUUGAGGGUCUGCUUCAACUCAUUCUUGGGCACUGGAAUCGAAUCCCCAUAACAAUACUUGUCACGAUAAUCGGGGCGUGUCUCUCCGUUGUGCUUGUCCAGUAUGUGGUCUUGCACACUUCGUUGCACGCACGUCAGAUCCUGGUCACACAUUCCUAUAGGAUACACUCACAUGAUAUGGCCAUAGUCUCUCAUUUCUUCAAAUUCAGGCUUCGUAUGGAGCGCGUCAGGAGGGCCAUACCAUUUAUCCUCCUGCCAGUAAAUAGCUGACCAUCCAACUUCAAGUACUACUUUGGGAUCUUUCUCCCACCUUGUCACGCUCAGAGCCACAAAAACAGUUCGCCCAAGGUGUGAAGGCUUUUCCAAUUUGUUUACCUUCUUUUCUUCUUCUUCCAAUACGCCGUCCGCGUCCUCCCCUUGCUGGGGUUCAUUUUCCUCGGAAUCGAAAUAUUUCCAUCCGCCAUACAUAGCAAUGAUAAGCGCUCGUUGACAAGCAUUGUGGUACCGGGCAGAGACCUUAUCGUGAUCUUGUCGUUCGUCUUCGUCUACAAAGUUGGCAGAAGAAUCAUUGGCUUCGCCGUCCAUGAACUCGGCAGCUUUGUCUAAUGCCUCUUCCAUCAAAUCUCGCUCUCGUUCAGCCCUUUGCUCCCGCUCAAUUGCCUCGCGCUCCAUCUCUUCGCGGUGUUUCCUCACUCUCUCCUCUUGUUCUCUCCAAUCUGCCUCGUCCUGCCUUCUUUUCUCCUCUUGCUCUUUCUGAGCUCGGAGUUUCACUGUCAUUUUUCCCUCGUCCUUUUCAUCCUGUAUCUGCAUGCCCUUCUCCUUCUCUUUCUCCUGGUCGGGAUUGGCAUUCGGAUCAGGAACGGGCAAACUGAGAAUGGCGUCAAAGCGUUUGGGGUCAAAAACCGGGAGCGGCAUGCCGUUUCGCUCAUGCCUUUCAGCAAGUUUGGAAUCCUUCUCAAGCUGCUUGUUGAUUUUCCCGAGGUGAAAGUGACUUUGGACAUAAAUUUCUUCCUUUGAACGGUCGUGGCAUCAGUACUUUGCAGAUUGCAAGUAGAGUAAGGCAUACAAUUUUGAUGAACAACCCAGCAGGCAAAACCAUGUCCGGAAUCGGUACCCAGUCAUCCUUCCCAUCUUCGUAACUGGGUUCACCCAUUUCUUCAAGCUCAGUCAGCGAUUCUUGACUUCCAUCGGCUAUAAGUUCCGCGCGUCGUUGAUAAUAUUCAACCCAGGAAGGAGUACUUAGACGCAUGGC